Messenger RNA from Myiozetetes cayanensis, 1992 nucleotides. RefSeq names its product interleukin 6 receptor (gene IL6R). The record is from RefSeq and is a predicted model, not a curated record. Gene Ontology annotation, cellular component: external side of plasma membrane; membrane. NCBI's taxonomy places the organism in Eukaryota, Metazoa, Chordata, Aves, Passeriformes, Tyrannidae. Gene Ontology annotation, molecular function: protein binding; cytokine receptor activity. The transcript has 9 exons. Gene Ontology annotation, biological process: cytokine-mediated signaling pathway; immunoglobulin mediated immune response. The coding region runs from base 54 to 1511 and encodes 485 amino acids.
CAACCGCGGGCCCCGCCGGCCCCGCCGAUGUUUCUCUGCCCGGGACCGGGCGCAUGGCGCGGCCGCCGGGGCCGCUCCUCCUCCCCCGCCUCCUCCUCCUCCUCCUCCUCCCGUUCGCCGCCGCCGGGCGGCCCUGCGGCCCCUCCGGACUGUCACGGAACGUGGUUUUGGGCCGCCUGGGAGCCAACAUCACUUUGACCUGCGGGGACGAGGUGCCCACGAAUGUGUCGGUGUGGUGGCAGGUGGAGGAGCGGGGAGCAGCAGUGCCGGGGGGCCAUGGGCGACGGCUGGGGGAGGGCAAUGUGCUGCUCCUGCGGCGGCUGCGCUACGAGGACUCGGGACGCUACAUCUGCUCCGUGGGGAGCCGCCCGCUGCGCUCCCUGCGGCUGCUGGUGGAAGAGCCCCCCGAAACCCCCCGAGUGUCCUGCUACCGGCGGAGCCACGACAAGGAUGUCCUGUGUGAGUGGCCACAGCAGACGAAGCCGUCCCCAGGGACGCGGGCAGUGCUCUGGGUGAAGCGGAGGUUCACGGCUGAGAACGCCACAGAGCAGCGGUGCCGCUACUUCUCCAAGGCACGGAAGUUCGUUUGCCGGGUGAAGGUGCCACCUGGCACCGAGGACACCAAACACCUCGUGGUGUCCACGUGUGUCAGCAACGGCGCCAGCGGCUUGGCCGGCGAAGACAAGAUCAUCACCCUCAGCGGUGUCCUGAAGCCUGAUCCCCCCCUCAAUGUGACGGUGGAGGCGUUGGAGAAGGCGCCGCAGUGGCUGCGGGUCAACUGGUCCUACCCCUCGUCCUGGGACCCCCGUUUCUACUGGCUCCGCUUCCAGGUCCGCUACCGCCCCGAGCCUGCCCCAGCCUUCGUGGAGGUGAGACCCCGCUCCCUGGAAUGCAGCUGUUGCUGGUCCCUGUCCAGGCUGUCCCCAACCCUGUGUCCCCUCCAGGUGGAUCAGGUGACGACAACGUGGCUGGACAUUCGCGAUGCGUGGCGGGGGACGAAGCAUGUGGUGCAGGUGAGGGCGCAGGAUGAGUUCGGCCACGGCGCGUGGAGUGAGUGGAGCCAGGAGGCUGUGGGCACCCCUUGGACAGACCCCAGGGACCUCACCUCUGAAAUGGGACCUUUCAGCUCGCAGUUCCCCACGGACGAUGACAACUAUGAGAUGACGCUGCCCCCCGAGCUCUUCUGGGAGGACCGUGCUGAUGGUGCUGGUGGGUCUGUCAUGGAACCCAGUGCCCACCCCAUGUCAUCGCCCUAUGCCUUCCUGGUGGCCGGGGGGAGCCUGCUCCUGGGCAUUGCCCUCUUUGUUGGCAUCGUGGUGAGGUACAGGCAGAUGUGGUGGACAGGCAGGCAGUGGGGGACCAAGCCGGAGGGUGAGGGGCAGCAUAUGCUGGUCCCCCUGGGCCUCCCUAGUCCCCCACUCAGUGACACCCCCCUGCUCUCCUGCCACACCCCCACGGCCCCUGGAACGCUCCAUGUCACCCACGUGGACUGUUCCUCCCCAAGGCAGUAACCAGUGGCUGAAUGUGCUGGCAGGUGCUUGGGGGGCAGGUGGGGGCCGCUCGCCCCAGAGUUUCCAGGACUGUGAUGUGGCUCUGGGAGCAGCUCCCCCCACCAUCCGGUGGCUCUGUGGCUGAGAGCAGCCUCUGAGGAGGCGAAUCAGUGCCACCCCCGUGGAGAAGCAGUUGGGGGGGAGCCCCAAACUGGGUCCUGGAGGGCACCUUCAGGGCCAUGGCCAAGCUGGGAUGGCCGGAGGUGGCAGCACUGGACACACGGCUGUGCCGGAGCGUGGGAGCCGGCCCGGGGUCAGGUUUGGGGAUCCCAGGGGAAGGGCCUGGUCCCUGCAGUGCUACGGGGGUCAGGGAGGGAGGGGGAGUCUGGCUGGAUCAGCCCCAUACCUCUGCUCUGGUACCCCCCCGGGGCUCCUUUUUAAAGCAUGUGUUGGGGAAAUAAGACAACUUGGCUCCAAUAAAUGCUUUGGAUUUGUACCAGAA